GUUAUGGACAAGAAUGGACAUUCAAACAGCGCUUGGCUUUGGAGUGGUAUUGUUACACAGGGUUCUUUAUAAGUAUCGUUGUCUGCCAGAUGAUGAACACGCUAAUCCGAAAGACAAGGAAAAACACUCUCUUUACCCGCAACUUUUUCAGGAAUAAAAUGAUAUUUUUGGGAUUAUUGUCACAAGUUGGUAUUGGAUUAUUCAUGUGUUAUAUCCCUGGCAUGGACGAGGCCUUGCAUUUCAUGAAUAUUCGAGUUCAGUAUUGGUUUGUGGGAAUUGAAUAUACAAUCCUGAUCUUGGUUUAUGAUGAAAUCAGAAAGCUGCUUAUAAGGAGGUUUCCUGGAAGUGGGGUGGAAGAAGAGCUUUACUAUUAA
Molecule: messenger RNA, 374 nt
Organism: Staurois parvus
Lineage: Eukaryota; Metazoa; Chordata; Amphibia; Anura; Ranidae
Source: the annotation of a GenBank genome assembly